AUGUCUACCUCUUUUCCCACUCUCGCCCCUGCCGCAAACCCCGCGCCGACCGCCAACCUCGCCAACGCCGAUCACACUGUUGCUCCCCCUUCGCCGGCAUCCGCUGACACCAUUCGCCCUGCCUCAGCCCAUGCAUCGACCGCAGCGUCCGGCAUCACCGGCACCUCCUCUUCGCGCACUCCUCCCACCGAUUGGACGACGUCUGACGAUUCAUCAACUUCAUGCCUCACCAACAUCCCCACCUUCAGCGAUGAGGACUCGAUUCAUAGCUGUCCUGACUGCGAUCGUUCAUUCAGCUCACACAUAUGCCUGGUCAGUCAUUUGCGAAUCCACCGCACAGAGGCCGGCGAACCAGUGCCUGGAGCACCAACCUUCAUUUGCCGCUUCCGCUGUAACUGUCCUUACUGCCCCCGCGCACGUUCACUCACCGCAUAGGCCUGUCAGGACGCAUUAACGAGACCUGUAGUAGGCAACCGCCGGGUACACCACGCAAUCACACAUUCCCCCCACCAGCACCCGCACCUACCAACACCAUCAACUAUCACAUGCAUUCAAUUGCCACCUCGCACGCAAGUGGGAAGUGUGCAUCUCGGCUGCCUCUCCAUGCCGCUGCACGUGUGAUCCGGGUCUGAGACUAUCACGGUGUGCCAAGCGCCGUGGCGUGGAAGACUGUCGACUGACGCCCCGACUCAGUCCACGCAGUCUGCCCAGUUGUGUGUGUUGGUGUGGAGAAGCGGACUGGUGGGCUGAGAGCCUGGCUAUCACGGGUCUGUCUCAACUGAUCUGUGACCCUCACGCAUGCGAGGAGUGUGUGUGUGUGUAUGUGUCCCAAAUGGGUCACCAGUUAGAUGUGCUGGACCAACACGAAGGCCACAUCGGAUUCUGGCAGGCGCUAUCUGUGUGCAAUAACAAAUGCCAACAUCUAGGGGGUGCGCUGCCAGACCCUGUUGUCGGCAGUCGCCGCACAAAUUGGGCCCACUGCCACGCCCUCUAUUGCUUUUUUGGAUCAAAAUUCUGCUAAUCUGUUGUAUGGACCAGGGGGUGCGGAGUGCAGCGCCAAGGUGGGGAUCCGUCCAAGCCAUCCACCUGAGGCCUCCCUCGUCUCCGGUCUUCUUGACUCUGUCUUGACACCGGACUCAGGCGGAGGAGGAGGAGGAGGAGGAGGAGGAGGAGGAGGAGGAGGAGAGAGUGUGGUACAUGCAGUGCACGUCUUCUGGCACUAUAAACCCGCGCGCACGCAAAGUGUGCGUGUGUGUGUGCUUUAUAAGUAGUGCCUCUUAGCCGACGGCUAUUUGGUUACUCGGACUUGAAAGAUGACGACCCAGGCUAAGUGCAGGACUGCGUGUCACCCUUCCAAGCCUAAAGGUUUGCAUGCGUCUGCUAUGUCAGGAUCAGCAAACCAUGGACCUCGCAGCCUGCUAUGCGCUGGUAAUUCUCCGACACCUGAUUCCAUACUGGCAGAUGCGCCUGCGCUCCCGCUGGGUAUGCAGGUGGUGGGCAUGACUGCCCAAUCAUCCCUGUCCUUCUGACCCUUGUUAGGGUGUUGUUGUUGCUGCUGUUGGUCAAAAAUCUACUCAUUUGCUGUGUGGGCCAGGAAGCGUGGAUUGGAACGCCAAUGUGAGGGCUCGGCCGCGCCAUCCACCUGCACAGUCCUCCUCCUCCUCCUUCUGGCCCGUCGUGAUGUUGUUGUUGUUGUUGGUUAA
Messenger RNA from Spirometra erinaceieuropaei, 1703 nucleotides. NCBI's taxonomy places the organism in Eukaryota, Metazoa, Platyhelminthes, Cestoda, Diphyllobothriidea, Diphyllobothriidae. The record is from the annotation of a GenBank genome assembly.